GCUCGCUGGGACGGGGAGGGUGAUAGUUAAAAAGUCAGCCUCUCAGCCAUUGUUCUUGUUCUUGAAGUUUGGGAACGUCACCGGACGGCGCUGGUCGGGUGCCGGACGGCGGUCUGUCGUUAUGACGGCAACCGGUCCGAGGCUGGGGGUCCUGCUGUUGGUGGCGGUUCUGCUGCAGACGGUGGUCGUGACCAUCACCGUGCUGCACUUCAGCACGUCUCUCAACUCGAUGAAGGAGACCUUCGCCAGGAGCAGUGUGUCUUGUCUGAUGGGCUCAGACCUGCAGAGCAUCACGGCUGGACGAGGAGAUCCAUGCUGGCAGGUCACACAGCAGCUUCACCUGCUCAUUGAGAAGUCUCUGUCUCAGCGCUACCAAAGGCAGCUUUCAUCAGCAGUGAAAGAUGAAGUAUCUCGGGUGCUGCCCUCACUUGUGAUGGAGGAUAAGGCUUCAGCUCGCCCAAAGGUCGCAGCACAUGUCACCGGGAGCUUUGUGCUCAAAGUGGAGCAAGAACAGGGAGCUCCAAUCUCCGCUGGGAGACAAGUUAAAGGCCAGAAGAUCUCCUGGUGGGAGGGGCGGAAGGGGCUGGCGUUCCUCCACGACGUCCAGCUGGUGGAUGGCGAGCUGGUGGUGUCGCAGCCGGGCCUCUACUACAUCUACGCCCAGACCUAUUUCAGACACACACACUCCGCGGAGGAGGAGGGCGAGGACGGCGAGGGGGCAGAGGACAGGGGGCAGCCCCUCCUGCAGUACGUUUACAAAAAGGUGAGCUCCUACACAGUCCCCAUUCUGCUGAUGAAGACCAGUCGGACCUCCUGCUGGUCCCGGGGCUCGGACUACUCCCUCUACUCGGCCCACCAGGGCGGGCUGUUCCCGCUCAGCCCCGGCGACCGCCUCUUCGUGACCGUGACCAACGCCUCUGCUGUGGACAUGAGCGAGAUGAGCAGCUUCUUCGGAGCGUUUCUUAUCAGUUAGAAGACUCUGGGAGUCGGUCCGAGGAAAAAAUCCAAGAGGCACAACAGCCUUUUUGAGGAAUGCAUCAAACUGCUUGACUUUACAGGGAUGCCUCUUCUUUAAAAGAAAAGAAAAGACAACUUCACAAACUCAAGAACUUUGACAACAGAGGUGACACAGUAACAUUCUAAGAGCUCGUCAAACUCAACAACCUUGUUUUUGAGAGGGCAAACCAAAUCAUGGACGUGGUAGAAAUUGCCAUGCCAAAGACUUUUUUGAUUGUGAUGCAGUCUCAGUUUUAAAGAACAUUGUGGAUAGUUGGAUUUACUUUCCAAAACAACAAUUGCUUUUCCUCAUAUCCAAAACACAUUGAGUGCUAGUACUACUUUUAGUUCCUCACGUUUUACUCGCAGUAGGUACAGCUGAUGCAAAGUCAGACAGAAAUAUUCUCUUUAAUUCACGUUCUAUGUCAUUUUCUUCUAGUCUGUAAGCUGUUUCUGUCAUAGGUUUUAUAUAAAGUUACAGUGUGUAGCAUUACUGAUAAUACUGUGGCAAUAGUUAACGUGUAUUAGUUCAGUAAGGGUUAAUCGCCUUAGAAUGUAGCAUCUCUAUCGGAUUAUGCAAACUUUAAUGGUUCCACUCAGGAAAACAGUAUUUGCCUCGCCUUUGUGCUCCAUCUGAAACACCUACAACCAUAAAACACACCUAAUAUUCAGAAGAUGAAGAAGAAAAAUAUGUGGGAGAACUCCGCUAAAAGGGAAGACUUUUAUGUCAAGCUAAAGCAGGGAGUGGUGCGUGGAUUAAUAUCCAAACAAAAACCAAAGAAAAAACAAGAAAAGAUAAUCAGAAAAAGGCAGCAAGCAAGAAAAAACACUGAAUUAGCAUUUCUUCUAUUCUGGAAUUAUAACCAAAGAGACAACUUUACCAGUAAGUGUCAGUAAUUGUUACACUCUGUAACUUUUGUGUCUUUUCUAUCUUUCAAGCGAAUUAGAGCUGAAACCCUGACUUAAGACUUUUUUUUUUUUUAAAGGGCACAAAAUUAAAAAAGCCUGUCGCAACCAAAAUAUUAUCCAUGGGAGGUUUAUAGUUAUGCUUUUGUCAGCCACCAGAGGGGAAACAAAUGUAGCCGCAAGUCACUGUAAAAACUUCAUGGCCUCAUUCCUCUCACAAAUGUUUGCUGAAUCUCUGGAUGCGUUUGAAGAUGUACAUAUUGUUAAAUAUUUGAGUGUACUUUAUUUUUCUAACAAGCCUUUAAAUGUGGUGUCUGGAGCUCUUUCUGGUGUCUCCCCUCUGCAGUAAACUCUGAUGGAAGUAGGAACCUAAAAAGGUGAUAUAGUAAAGAGACAUGGCUGUGUGUUGAUGGUCAUAUUACAAGAUUUGCUUUGUCUCUUUGAGCUUUUGAAACGAUAUGUUCUCGUUGUGGUGUCUCCCUCUGCUUUGUCCACUGCAGCCCAUCUCCAAGUGCAGAGUCAUGUUUUCUUUUCCAAGCAGAUCUGAUGUCUUCUGUGUGGUGUGAUGAGCCGUUAGAUAAAGCCCCAGGGGGUAGGACAUAAUUAUCAGUUAAAGGAAGGUUUUAAUUUAAAUUUGAUCAGUAAUUGAAGCUUGAAUGUGUCCAUGAAAUGAAAUCAGACGUAUUAUUCUUUCUACUUAAGUAAUUCACCAUCACUGACCGCAAAAACGUAUUUUUGUAGGUGAUCUGCUGGUAUUUUAGGGUUUAUCAUAUCUGGAAAAUCAUUUUAAAUGGUUGGUAAUGCAGGACUGUGCCAGUCAGGGGGCUUGCAGAGGAGUGGCUGCCUUAUUGGCCUGCUUGUAUCUCUAAUUUUCUGGAUAUAAUAAAAACAUUUUAGGUAGUGUUCAGCCACAUCUUGUGGCCCACGUCAGCUGAAUACUUUAACACAUUAAAGUGACACAACACACGCAGACACUAAGAUGCCGAAGGUUGCUCUGCACCAAGUCUAAUUUUGGUUACAAAAACUGAUGCAAAAAAAAGUUAAAAAAAUACUUACAUUGGAGUAUCUGAUAGUGUGACUCAAGCACUUUCUAUAGAAACACUGUUCCUAUUUAAUUAUGAAACAUUUCACAAGAUUUAAGUGAUUGAAAUGUCACAUGAGCAGCACCAAAGAUCCACAACUGCACACAGAUCAGGUUUGGAUAGUAAAUUGUCAAGACAGAAAACAGCUGAAUGUGAAUGUAAAUACAUGUCUUUGAAUGUAUAAAUGUGCAAAAAUAAAGACACUGUAAAAAGAGCCAAUAAGUGUAUAUUUUCUGUGUUUGGCAGCAUCUCAGGCAACAUUCU
Menidia menidia (Atlantic silverside) is the source of this 3248-nucleotide messenger RNA. The record is from the annotation of a GenBank genome assembly. NCBI's taxonomy places the organism in Eukaryota, Metazoa, Chordata, Actinopteri, Atheriniformes, Atherinopsidae.